AUGGGGUCAUUGGGCAACCGCGGUUUCCGUAUCGGCAUUGUAGGUGCAGGCAUUGGCGGCUUGGCUGCGGCUAUUGCGUUAAAGCGGUCUGGUGCCGAAGUCACAGUACUAGAGGCGGCAGAGGCACUUGGGGAGAUUGGUGCAGGUAUUCAGAUGACACCUAAUGUCUCUGUACUUCUUCAAAGAUGGGGAGUCGAUAAGGAGAUUGGCGAGAAUCUCGUCCAAUUUGAAGAGCUGAACAUGCGCCGAAAAGAUGGAACACGUGUAGGCUAUACCAAGAUCGCAACUCUCGAAGAGUCUCUAGGUAGACCGUGGUGGGUUGUUCACCGGGCGCAUUUACACGAGGGGUUAGCUACAGUCGCAAGGCGGCUUGGGGCACAGAUUCUAAUUGACUCGGCGGUCACCCGUCUUGAGUAUCAAGAAUCGCAAGAGGUCACCGUUGAGACACGCAAAGGUGCCAAGCACGCGUUUGACUUCUUGAUAGGUGCCGAUGGCAUCAACAGUGUUACUAGGAAGACUUUAUUCCCUGACGUCGCACCGGAACCUCCAACUACAAACUGCGCAUAUCGCGCUCUGGUUCCCUAUGAACAGAUUCGAAAGGACCCUGUUGCAAAAGAACUCAUUGAAAAGCUCACUAUGGAAGUCUGGAUGGCUGAGAAUGCGUAUAUCAUCACUUAUCCAAUUAGCGCUGGCAAGCUUUUCAAUCUUGUCCUCUCACACCACCGCCCGCAGAAGUUACGAGCCACUGAACAAGACGUUCCAAUCGAGGAGCUACACAACGAAUACAAAGACUUUGAUCCCCGCAUCAAGAGAAUUGUUGACAUGAUCGACAAUACGUCUCGAUGGCCUCUUAUGGUGACUGGGCCAAUGAAGUCAUGGUCGUCUCCGCGUAAGAAUGUGGUUCUCAUGGGAGAUGCUGCUCAUUCCAUGGUCAAUCACAUGGCGCAAGGAGCCGCCACCUCUAUGGAAGACGGUGCUUUCCUUGGUAAAUGCAUUGCGCCCGUCGUUCAAGGAAGGAUGCGACUUGACGAGGCCGUGAGGAUAUAUGAAGAAGAGCGUAUGCCGAAGGCAUAUGCGAAACAACAAGUCUCUUUUCUAAAUGGUGCCAUCUGGCAUUUACCUGAUGGUCCGGAGCAAGCCGCCCGUGAUCAGGCAAUGGCUUCUGAGCUGGAAGGCAAGUAUUAUGUUCGCAGCAGCAAUUUGUACGGCGAUCCGCAGACCGUACUAGAUGUCUAUGGUUAUGAUGCCGAAGGCCAUGCAGAAACGGUGUUGGCCAAAUACUUCAAUGGAGGACGAGAGCCCUUCCAUCCCGAAACGGGAAUCACGAAGACGUUUCAAGAUAAGUACGUUGACUGGUUUAUGUCGAAACAGGGACAGGCGAAGCUAUGA
This is a messenger RNA of Phaeoacremonium minimum UCRPA7, 1389 nucleotides long. Its product is annotated as putative salicylate hydroxylase protein. The record is from RefSeq and is a predicted model, not a curated record. Gene Ontology annotation, biological process: secondary metabolite biosynthetic process. Bases 1 to 1389 code for a protein of 462 amino acids. NCBI's taxonomy places the organism in Eukaryota, Fungi, Ascomycota, Sordariomycetes, Togniniales, Togniniaceae. The transcript has 4 exons. Gene Ontology annotation, molecular function: FAD binding; monooxygenase activity.